Messenger RNA from Paramecium sonneborni, 1587 nucleotides. The record is from the annotation of a GenBank genome assembly. Lineage: Eukaryota; Ciliophora; Oligohymenophorea; Peniculida; Parameciidae.
AAAAGAAUGAGUUUUAUAAUACCAAAUUUGUUUUGCGAAGCUCAUAAGAAAACUCAGAUCACAUUAUUAAAUUUAACAGUGGGUAAUAAAAGGGACUAAAGAUUAUUUUGUUAUAGAUGUAAUAUCCGUGCAUAAUCAAAUUUAUAUUGUUUAGAAGAUAUUAAUGAAUUAACAACCUCUCUGAAGAAAUCUGAGAAUGAAAAUAUUAAAAAGAUUUAAGAGGAUACGAAAAAGUUGAAUAAAAUAAAGAUUUAUAUAGAUUAGAUAUAAGAAAUGUAUAAUAAAUUAGAGAGUGAUCAUUAGUAAUUACUUAAUUCAGUAAUAGAUAAUCAAAUAAUAAAACCAAAUGAUGAUAUAGAUGUUUUCUUACAAAAAAAAUCAUAUUGUACCAAGCAGGAAUUGAUAAUGAUGACAGAAAAGGUGAGUAAUAUAAUAAAAUAAAAUAGUGAUAAAUUAGAAUUAUUAGAAAACUAUUCUAUUAAAUAUUUAGAUUAACAUCAAUAAUAAGAAGAGAAUAUAAAUUAUCUAUAUGUUUAAUUAUAAUGGGCGGAAUAAAAAUAAGUGGGAUAAAAAUAGGAGAUUGUUAGUGAAAUAUAAUAGUAAAAUUUUGAAUAAAUAAUUCCUGAAAUAGAAUAAAUGUAGGAUUAAGGAGUUUAAUAAUUUUAGGAAAAAGUAGAGAUAUAAUUAGAGUAAACAAGGAUAUAUGAUAUAAAAUUUAAUACAGAAAAUAAUAUAUUUGUAGUUGGAAGUUCAAAAUUAUCUAAUAGUAAUUGUUAUGCAUAGGUAUGGAGAUUUGAGAAAGGUUAAGCAUCAUGGAUACAAGAUUUAGAGAAUAGUCAUUAAAAUGAUAUUAAAUCAAUAUGUUUUUUGAAUUCUGAUGAUUCAUUUUUUACAGGAAGUCAGGAUAGUUCAAUAAUAUUUUGGAAAAAAGAACAUUAAAAAUGGGAAAUAGGAUAAGAAUUAGCAGGUCAAUAAAAUAGUGUUAUAGGUUUAUAAUUGAAUAGUGCAGGGAAUAUAUUAGCUGCUAUAUCUAGUUAAAUACAUUUGUGGACAAAAUUAAAUUAGUAAUGGGAAAAAGGAUAAGUUUUGAAUGAUUGUAAAAAGUAGUUUUUAUGUUUGAGUUUUAAUAAUGAUGAUUCUUAUAUAGUAGCAGGAAGUUCAGAUUGUUAGAUUUAUAUUUAUUAAUAUUAGAAUGGUAAAUGGAUUUUGAAAAAUAAGAUAACGGAUUAAUCCUAAGAAGUUACUUUUGUAACAUUUUUAGACGAAUAGAAUAUAAUGGGAUUAUUAAAGGAUAAUCAUUUAAAUUAUUAUGAAUGGUCUUAAAAUAAUACAUAUGAAUAAAAAUUGAUAGCUAAGAUUUCAUCAUAUUAAAUUGGUUAUUCUAAGAAGAAAAGAACAUUAAUAGUUUCAUCAGGUAAAACAAAUGAAACUUAAAUUUAUUAAUAAGAAUAGUAAGGAGAAAUUAAAAGUAUUUAAUAAAUUUAGGUAAAAAGUGAAUAAGUAUAUUAAUCAAAUGAUGGAUGUUUAAUUGCAAUAUUAACAAAUUAAAAAUUAAAAUUUUAUUAAUAAUAAAAAAACGAGUAUUGA